This is a messenger RNA of Eupeodes corollae, 3433 nucleotides long. RefSeq names its product protein unc-45 homolog B (gene unc-45). The transcript is spliced from 2 exons. Bases 383 to 3214 code for a protein of 943 amino acids. Lineage: Eukaryota; Metazoa; Arthropoda; Insecta; Diptera; Syrphidae. Gene Ontology annotation, molecular function: Hsp90 protein binding. The record is from RefSeq and is a predicted model, not a curated record.
CGCAAAUUUUCUCGAUUUUCCUUUGCACUUUAGAAAGACACAUAUUUUUUUUAUUUACAUGUUGCGCCUUUUCUUUUGAAUUUUCCUAAAAUAGAAUUUUUCACUUUUUGGGGGAAAACUAUAUUAAUCCACGUGAAGUUCGUUGAAGAAAGUUCUUUUCUACUUCUACCUGAAUCCAGAAGAUUCUUGCACUCUGUGUCUGACGAAACAAAUAAAAUCUUUUAUAAAUUAAUACGAUUUCACUAAGCGGUGAUUCAUUAUUAAUAUAAUUUUUUACCAAGAAGAAGUGUACUUAAAAAAGAAACGCGAGUGAGUUCUUUAAACUAUUUCGUCGUCUUUAUUAAUUCUAAUUAUAAGAAUUUCGAAAAUAUAAAAGACAAAAAUGACAAAUUCCGACGCAGAUCUUGCAUUAACCUACAAAGAUAAGGGCAACGAUGCAUUCAAAGCAGAACACUGGGAGGAUGCCGUUCAAUAUUAUUCGGAGGCCAUAAAGUUGGGCGAAAAGCACAAGGACCUACCAAUAUUCUACAAGAAUCGGGCUGCUGCAUAUUUGAAGAAAAGAGAGUUCACAAAAGCCAUUGACGAUUGCACUGAGUCACUACGUUUAGCUCCAAAUGACCCCAAAGCAUUGUUUCGUCGUUUCCAAGCGUACGAAGGUUUGGAAAAGUUCGAAGAAGCUUACAAGGAUGCAACAGAGCUGUUCAAAGCUGAUCCCGCCAAUAAGGCUAUUCAACCUGCCUUGGCUAGGCUGCAUGUCAUAGUACAGGAACGGGCACAGAAAAAUGCCAAAACGUCGACAAAAGUAAAACAGAUGUGCGAGUUGGCCUUCGACAUUGAAACUCCAUUGGAAAAACGACGUAACGCAGUGAACAACCUGCUGGUUCUGGCUAAGGAGGAAGUUGGGGCUGAUUUGAUAACAAAGGAGGGUGUUAUUAGCAGGAUCGCCAGCCUGGCUAAGAGCGAGAAGGACCAACAAAUCUAUGUGAAUAUAAUCCGAGUGAUUGCAGAGCUUUGUAACAAGAGUGUGGAUCGCACAAAAAUCGUGCUAAACGAACUGGGAGUUCCAUGGUUCUUGCAAGUUCUGGAUAGUACAAACGAGGAGCGUGUUUCGGCUGCCCAGUAUUGUCUACAGACGAUUCUGAACUCGCUUUCAGGGAUGGAGAACAAAGUGGACAGCAAACCGGAUCCUGAAUUGAGCAAGAAAUACCAGAAGGAAAUCGAUACGCUACUGACUUGUUUGGUGUACACAACCACAGAUCGGACAAUUUCUGGCCAGGCGAGAGAUGCUGUCAUAGAACUUCUGACCCGAAAUGUUCAUUACACUGCCCUAUCGUGGGCAGAACGAUUGGUUGAGAUUCGGGGGCUGCAUAGGCUGCUGGACGUUUGCUCGGAGCUGGAGGAGUACAAGUACGAGAGCUCCAUGGCUAUCACACCCUCUUCGCGGACAGUGGCAUCUGUGUGCUUGGCUAGGAUCUACGAGAACAUGUACCACGAUGACCUGAAGGUGAAGUUUGCCAAUCAAAUCGAUGAAUAUGUGAAGGAUAAGCUUCUCUCGCCAGAUCUUGAGUCUAAAGUAAGAGUCACGGUUGCGUUAACUUCGUUGCUAUCUGGAACACUGGAUGUGGGCAACAACAUCAUAGGACGAGAAGGUAUUUUACAGAUGAUUCUCGUGAUGGCGACAACUGAAGACAUCCUACAGCAGAAAGUCGCGUGUGAAUGUAUUGUUGCUGCUUCAUCGAAGAAAGACAAAGCUAAAGCACUCUGUUCUCAAGGAGUUGAUAUUCUUAAGAAACUCUAUCACUCCAAGGAUGAUGGAAUCAGAGUGCGAGCUUUGGUGGGUCUGUGCAAAUUAGGAAGCUAUGGCGGUCAAGAUGCUAGUAUUCGCCCAUUUGCGGACGGAGCAACUAAGAAACUUGCGGAAGCUUGCCGUCGUUUUCUGGUCAAACCUGGAAAGGAUAAGGAUAUUCGUAAAUGGGCUGCAGAUGGUCUGGCCUAUUUAACUCUGGACGCCGAAGUUAAGGAAAAACUGAUAGAAGACCAGCCUGCAAUUCAGGCCCUGAUUGAAAUCGCCAGAGCAGGAGAUCAGUCGUGUCUGUAUGGAGUGGUUACUACUUUCGUGAAUUUGUGCAAUGCCUAUGACAAGCAAGAACUGCUGCCUGAGAUGGUGGAGCUGGCUAAGUUUGCCAAACAUCACAUCCCCGAGGAACACGAACUUGACGAUCCUGAUUUCAUCAAUAAGCGUAUAAUGACACUCGCCAAUCAGGGUAUCACGACUGCGUUGUGUGCUUUGGCAAAGACCGAAAGUCACAAUUCACAGGAACUCAUUGCGAGGGUGCUGAACUCCCUUUGCAGUUUGCAGGACGUUCGUGGUAAAGUUGUUCAGGAUGGUGGCGUAAAAACUCUUCUGAAACUUGCCUUGGAAGGCACUGAGAAGGGUAAAAGACAAGCUUGUCAGGCACUGGCUCGAAUCGGGAUUACCAUCAACCCAGAAGUGGCAUUUGCUGGCCAACGUGCUCACGAUGUCAUUCGCCCUCUGCUGAAUCUGCUCCAUCAAGAUUUCACAGCUCUGGAGAAUUUCGAAUCGCUGAUGGCAUUGACGAAUCUUGCUGCGAUGAAUGAAAGUGUCCGCAAGAGGAUCAUUAAGGAGCAGGGUUUGUCUAAGAUCGAGUUCUAUUUGAUGGAAGACCAUGUCUAUUUGGUUCGAGCUGCUGCUCAGUGUGUCUGUAAUUUGAUUAUGUCACCAGAGGUGGUUGAAAUGCAUGAAAAAGAAAACGAUCGCGUGAAAUUCUUGUGUCUGCUGUGCGAAGAGGAAGACGAAGACACAGCCAAAGCAACCUCAGGUGCCCUAGCUAUGCUCACAUCGGUAAGCAAAAAAUGUUGUGAAAAAAUCCUCCAGAAUCCCAAAUGGCUGGACAAUAUGCACACACUGAUUGCUAAUCCCAGUCCCGAAGUCCAACAUCGAGGUGUUGUUGUCAUUUUGAAUAUGAUCAAUGCUGGCGAAGACAUUGCAUCGAAACUCUUCGAAACGGACAUUAUGGAAUUGUUGAAUGGUCUAUCACAAUUACCCGAUGAUACGCGAGCAAAGGCGCGUGAAAUCGCUGCACAAUGUCUGGUUGCAGCUGAGAAGUAUAAAAUUAUUGAAAAAUCCGACAAUGCUGAGAUUCCGGAUGUUUUUGCUCAAGCUAAAGCGCUGGAAGAGGUCGAGGAAGAUUAAAGACCGAAACAGAGACCGGGACAGAAAGAGAAUUCUUAUUUCUCUGUGUUCUCGAGAUUAUUUUUGAUUGUAUUUUUUAUUCAGUAUCAAAGUUUUGUUUGUAGUUUUCCUUUUUUUAAUUCAUAUUUUAUUUUCAUUGAUUUGUCGUUGUCGUUUUUUCAUUAAAAAUUGUUUUAAUUUUAUGCAAAAAGAAAUAUAUAUUUAUGAAACAUUUUCUAA